Molecule: messenger RNA, 2436 nt
Organism: Hypoxylon trugodes
Lineage: Eukaryota; Fungi; Ascomycota; Sordariomycetes; Xylariales; Hypoxylaceae
Product: Zn-dependent exopeptidase
Exons: 5
Coding region: 371-1888 (505 amino acids)
Biological process (GO): proteolysis
Molecular function (GO): aminopeptidase activity; metalloexopeptidase activity
Source: RefSeq, a predicted model, not a curated record
CUAGGCCGAAGAAACACUAUAGAACAUAUUUCUAGAACCUAAGAACUCGUAACCCAUUCCAGAUUCACCCCGCACACCUGCGCUUGGCGGCUCUAUGAGGAAGGUAACCCAACCGCCACGACGCUUUUUCUCCAAUGCUACGCCUUGGCUCGGUUGAAGCUAUAUCGCGUGCGGGAUGCCCAGAAAACCAUGGCACUGGGAAUUUUCUUGUCGCCGCUAGGAUAUGGUCUAGAGCGGAUGACGCGAGUGUGGAUAGAUUUGCAGGAUGUGAAUAGAGUAACAUUUAUUUUCUAGUAUAUAUGUCUUGACCUUGCUGUGUUGUAGAUUUAGUGUGGUUUGUGUGCUCAGUACCUUUCAUCACCAAGGCAAUAUGAAGGCCCAAAACCCUAUCGUGACCUUGGCGGCCGUGAGCCUGCUAGCCUUCACUGGGUGCGCAAAGCCGACGAAAUGCACUAAGCGCGACCUACCAUUAGUUCACGACCAAGCUCUAGUAGACUCUGUUGUCAUAGAUGAUUUGCUAGGUUGCGCGCAGGACCUGGAAGAUAUAGCCUAUGCGACUUCGCGAAGAAACAGGGUCCACGGCACGGAGGGACAUCUAAACAGCGUCCAAUACUUCGUCGAUCAGCUCAACUCAGUCGGCGAUUACUACAAUAUUGAGCUACAGAACUUCACGACUGAAGUGGUUCUCCAAGUCGAAGCGUCGCUAUCGAUUAAUGAUGAGACGAUUGAAGCGGGUGGCUUCUCGUUCGGCAACAAUGGAACUUGGGAAGAUACACCCCUAGUAUCCGUGGCCAACCUGGGCUGCGUCGCCGAGGACCACCCAGAUACCCUAGACGGAGCCAUCGCUCUUAUCGCGCGGGGUAAUUGCACAUUCGUGGAGAAAAUUACAUUCGCCGGCGAAAAGGGGGCCGUCGGCGCCAUCAUCUACAACAACGCGGAAGUCGGUCUCGCAGCCGGUACACUAGGCGGCGUAAAUGACCUAAUCCCAGUUGGCGGUAUAUCCCGGGCUGACGGUCUACGCCUAGCUUCACAACUCAGCAACGGCACAACCCUCACCUCCACAGGCGAUUUCUGGCAAUACACCGAUAACACGACAAGCUACAACGUCGUAGCCAGCUCCAAGCAAGGCGACGCGAACAAUACCCUAUUCCUCGGCGCGCAUAGCGACUCCGUCGAAGCCGGGCCAGGUAUCAAUGAUAACGGCAGCGGAUCGUGCGGUUUGCUUACGAUCGCCAAACGACUGGCUGCUUGGAAGACGAAUAACCAGGUGCGUUUCGCGUGGUGGACGGCUGAGGAGGAGGGGUUGCUUGGGUCCGAGCAUUACGUGGAAAUCACCCCGGAUGCGGAGUUGGAUCGCGUGAGGUUGUAUCUCAAUUUCGAUAUGAUCGCGUCGCCGAAUUAUGUCUUGGGGAUAUAUGAUGGUGAUGGCAGCGCGUUUAAUCUAUCGGGUCCGCCUGGGUCCGCGGAGGCCGAGAAGUUGUUCGAGGAGUGGUAUGGGAAACAAGGGUUGCCGUUCGUAGGAUCGGAGUUUAAUGGGCGAAGUGACUAUGGACCGUUCUUGGAUAAGGGAGUGCCGUCUGGUGGACUGGAUACUGGUGCUGAUGGUAUCAAGACCGAGGCAGAGGUUACGCUGUUUGGAGGCACGGCGGGGGAGUGGUAUGAUCCGAAUUAUCACUCCGUGAAGGAUAAUGUGACGAAUUUGAACCUCGAGGCUUUUGAAGCUACGAGUAAGGCCAUUGCGCACGCUGUUGCGACGUAUGGGACUAGCUGGGAGGGCUUUCCCAAGCGGAAUGUUACGUCAUUGACGAGGAGGUACUCGACUUUUUCGAGGAAGUAUAAUAAUGCUUUCAUGAAGAAGUCAAGGCGUGGGAGGAAGAGUUUGUAUUAGUCAGGAUACUGGUUUUAUUUAUAUGCCGUAUAGAUGAAUAAGAGCUGUAUUACGUAAUAUAAUGAGUAUCAGAUGGUAUUUCUAUAACCACAUUGAUGACUCAGAAAUUCUAAAGAGGGGAAAGACCUUGGGAUUUGCUUUUGCUUUUGCUUUUGCUCCUCAACUAAAUCACCAAUCUAUCUCGCAACACAUCACCACACUUAGUAUAUUAAAAUCAUAACUUCCCAUCCCAAUCUAGUCGCUCAGGUAUAUUACAUCUCAAUCAGGAACAAUUCCGAAUGAACGGUAGAGCACGCGAUCUAACGCGGAAUGUGCGAUGUUAUUACCCCUUGCAUAGCACGCGCUCGAUGGCGAUCAUAUCCUUUUCUAGCAGUAGCUUUUAUCUCGCGUAGGUGGAGGAAAUGGAGGAAAUAAUGGAGAAGUUGGAGUUCGACAGAUACCCUAGUCAAAUUAAUAUUUGCUCAACGUCAGCAUCCAGAUCCUGCUUCCGCCUUGCCCGUCUAUCGUCCCACUCACUACUCACUGCGAAUGAGGAGUUACCGGAAAUG